AUGGUGGCAGGGACGGAGCUGGCCCGGGCUCCUGCCAACAGCAGCACCAAGAUGCCCUCAGGGCUGGGUGGGGACUGGCCCUGGUCUCGGAAGUCCAGACUCCUGCAUGGCGGGGGAGAGUCUGCCAUGGACGGCUGCUCAGCCUGCGGUGCUUGUUACAGCACACCAGGGAAACCUACCAGGGAAAGGAAGUCGGUGACUCGCCCCCAAGGAACCUGCCGUCAUCCCAGACCAAGAGACACUGCAAGCAGGGCUGGGACAGGACAGAUGACCCGCAGUUUGGGGGUGACUGAUGCGAUCGCCUGGAUGCGGGCUAAGCUGACUAGAGGUGGAAAGAACAAAAUGACUUGGAGGAAACAGUGCCGUUAG
Rangifer tarandus platyrhynchus (Svalbard reindeer) is the source of this 369-nucleotide messenger RNA. Lineage: Eukaryota; Metazoa; Chordata; Mammalia; Artiodactyla; Cervidae. The record is from the annotation of a GenBank genome assembly.